AUGCCCUCUACUUCAGGGCGUGGCCGUCGUUGGCGUGGUAGAUCUUACAAUGGUAGGAGCAGGCAUCCACAUGCCACGGAACGCAGUCAAUUUUUCCGUCAACAGAUCCAAGCCACCAGACCGACAUGGACCUUGCAGACACCGUCUGUGGCAUCAUCAACAACCUCAGCAUCGCUCCCAUACCGGACGAAGGCACAGUCGGAGAGGCCUCAACAGAACCAACGUUCGCAGUCAGCCAGAACUCCAGUAUCCGGUGAUGAUUUCCCAGAUCAGGUCAUCAUGGCGCUCGACAUUGGGGGAAAAGGCAAGAUUGGCUGUGCAUACUACGUUGCUGGUGAAGAAAGGCUGUUUUGCAUGGAAGAGGUUGUCCUGGGAGGAGUGGAUAUUAUCGAGAAGUUAAGAAUUGAUAUUCAGCCUACCAUGGUCAUCCUCUCUCCCCGGUGUGUUGCCAUGACAGAACAAUCGGAAGGUCAGAUACGACGACAGACGUCCCUGGUCGAUAGUGAGAGCGAUCAGCCCCCACUCCCUUACGAUACGGAAGUCCGGCCACGAUCCGAGUUCUAUUAUGAAGGAGGUCUGAACAAACUCCUGAGUCUGCCAUGCGAUGCGUACCAGGAAGAUAACGGUCGAUUUUUGGUCCCUGGUGAUCUCGACUUCUACGAGGAGGACUUGCGGCCUGAUGAAAUAGGCCUGACGGCACAACGUGGAAGACUUCUACAGACCUCAACUUGGCUUGAUCUGAGCAAUGAGAUAAGCAUCGGCUGUGCCGGUGCUGUUAUUGGACAUCUGCAGCGACGAAGGUCUGCUGCAUACCUGCCAGACGAUCCAAAUGCCAGCCUUGCCUUGCGUAUCCUACAUUUUGAGAUGUUCAGCCUCCGCGGAGUCAUGCUCAUCAGUGCCGAGACACUUGCAUCUCUGCAAAUCAUUCAGCCAGAAGGCUAUUCGAACGUUGUCAAACAAAGUGUUGGAGCUUCGAGAGCCAAGGAUGAUAUGUUGAUACAUACUAUCUUCCAACAUCACGCCCGAACGCCUCAGGGGAAGACACUCGUUCGUCGUGCUUUCUUGCGCCCAUCCUUGGAUAUUAACGAGAUCAAUCGUCGUCUUGACUUUGUAUCGGUAUUCGUACGACCAGAAAACCAACCGCGGCGCCAGAAGCUCAGUAAGAGCCUGGGGAAGGUCCGAAACAUGAGAAAGACCAUGACUGAGCUGCAUAAGGGCAUUGAGAGUGGAAAGCAGAACCCAAAUGCCUUCAAGCACGGUGUCUGGUCCGCGUUGUUGGAAUUCUGCUAUCACACCAUUGAUAUCGCUGACAGGCUCUUUGAGGUGAUCGGCGCAGACCAUCUACCCUUGUGCAUGCGGGCAGUGGAAGUCCUCGACCGACGCAGUCUACGAAGGAUAGGUCAGACGAUAAAUGCUGUGGUCGACAUUGACCUGACAGUCGAAAAGCUGCGGACCGUCGUCAAGAGGGGGGUUGAUGAGCGCCUGGAUGAAGUAAAAGAUGUCUACGAUGGGAUGGAGGAGAUUCUGCGCGAACAAGCAAUCGAAACUGCCAGAAAGAUCCCCUCGGGAGUCAACUUUGAGCUGGACAUUGUUUACUUUCCUCAUAUGGGCUUUCACAUUACUGUUCCUCUGAAUGUGACGACUGGCCAGCCGAUUUACGACGGCACAAAUCUCGGUUGGCAACACUCCUUCACGACAGCUCGGCAGGCAUACUUCAAGGACGGUGCGAUGCGUGAGAUGGAUGAAGACCUUGGUGAUUUGUACGCUGUAAUCUGCGAACUCGAAAUCGAAAUUGCGUACAAGCUGGCACAGAAAGUCCUCGAGGAAGAGCAGCUCCUCAUUGCGGCAUCCGACUUGUGCGGUGAGUUGGAUUGCUUAUUAGCGUUUGCCCGUUGCGCACACGAGUAUAAAUUGACUCGCCCAAGGAUGACGCACGACAACAUUAUCGACAUCAGAGGCGGCAGGCAUUUGCUGCAGGAGUUGUGCGUUCCAUCCUAUGUCCCAAACGACACGUUCCUUGUGGGUGGUGGAGGCGAAGACCCUGAUGCUCCAGAUGGCCCAUGUAUGCUCUUGCUGACAGGUCCGAACUAUUCUGGGAAAUCAGUAUAUCAGAAGCAGGUCGCCCUGGCUGUUUAUUUGGCUCAGAUCGGAUCCUUUCUCCCUGCCGACUCAGCAAUCAUUGGUAUCACCGACAAAAUCUUCACCCGCAUCACCACCAAAGAAACAGUAUCAAAGAUUCAGUCCGCCUUCAUGAUUGACAUUCAACAGGUUGCUAUAGCGCUCAACUCCUGCACAAGGAGGAGCUUGGUUGUGAUUGACGAGUUCGGAAAGGGCACCGAUUCAUGCGACGGCGCUGGUCUAGCAGCGGGCGUCUUCCUCCAUCUCCUGUCCCUAGGGCCCGAAGCCCCCAAGGCUCUGGUAGCCACACAUUUCCACGAGAUCUUCGAUGUCGGCUUGUUUUCUGACGUUAAGAAUAUCUCGUUUGCACAUAUGGAGGUUCGGGUGCAUGAAAGAGAGGAUGUGAGCUUGAUCGAACGCCAAAGUGACAUCACCUAUCUCUACAACCUUCAACCUGGCCGCAGUGCUCUCUCUUAUGGUACGCAGUGUGCAGCCAUGAACGGUAUCCCGGAACACAUUGUCGAGCGUUCCUACGAAGUGGCCUUGUUGGCACGGGAAGGCAAAGAUUUGAUAGCGGUCUGUUCAGCACCAAGCAAGGACGAUGUAUCUGAGCUGGAGUCUGCAGAAGUUGCUGCGGAGCUCUUUACGGCUCGAGAUUUUGGUGAGCAGAUGACAGACGCGGAAUUACUGUCGACUCUUGAUACCAUGCUGGAGUGGGUGCCUGGAGACAUUGAGGAGCUUGGGAUUUGA
This is a messenger RNA of Exophiala viscosa, 2868 nucleotides long. Its product is annotated as DNA mismatch repair protein MSH5. The coding region runs from base 1 to 2868 and encodes 955 amino acids. Gene Ontology annotation, biological process: chiasma assembly; mismatch repair. The transcript has 4 exons. Gene Ontology annotation, molecular function: ATP binding; ATP-dependent DNA damage sensor activity; mismatched DNA binding. The record is from RefSeq and is a predicted model, not a curated record. NCBI's taxonomy places the organism in Eukaryota, Fungi, Ascomycota, Eurotiomycetes, Chaetothyriales, Herpotrichiellaceae. Gene Ontology annotation, cellular component: nucleus.